GAGGGGGGUUUUUUUUUUCACGGUGUCAUAUAGCAAUCUCGGCGUCGCUUGGAAAAUGUGUGGAGGUGGUGGUGCGAAUUUAUGGGCUGUUUACAUGUAAGGGGGUGCGCGGAUUGUUGGAUGAGGGAUGAGGGAUGAGGGAGGAGGGAUCUUUCUUGGGGAGGAGGAGGAAGAGGAAGAGGAAGAGGAAGAGGAAGAGGAAGAGGAAGAGGAAGAGGAAGAGGAAGAGGAAGAGGAAGAGGAAGAGGAAGAGGAAGAGGAAGAGGAAGAGGAAGAGGAAGAGGAAGAGGAAGAGGAAGAGGAAGAGGAAGAGGAAGAGGAAGAGGAAGAGGAAGAGGAAGAGGAAGAGGAAGAGGAAGAGGAAGAGGAAGAGGAAGAGGAAGAGGAAGAGGAAGAGGAAGAGGAAGAGGAAGAGGAAGAGGAAGAGGAAGAGGAAGAGGAAGAGGAAUAUAGAUAUGUGAUGUGGUAGGAUAGGAAAGAAUGUUUCUAUUGCGAUCUAGAUCUAGAUCUCGACCAGUUUUUGGAUUGAGACGAGAUGUGUGUUGACGGAAGAGAGGACGUGGUGAGAGAUGCUACUUGCUAGUUGAGUAGUAUAUAAAGUCCACCAGUGAAGUGAGUGUAUGGAUUGAUGGGACACUUCUCGACUUUUGAAAUUUUUCACA
Botrytis cinerea B05.10 is the source of this 662-nucleotide messenger RNA. RefSeq lists its product as hypothetical. NCBI's taxonomy places the organism in Eukaryota, Fungi, Ascomycota, Leotiomycetes, Helotiales, Sclerotiniaceae. The record is from RefSeq and is a predicted model, not a curated record. The coding region runs from base 128 to 469 and encodes 113 amino acids. The transcript has a single exon.